Papilio machaon (common yellow swallowtail) is the source of this 3231-nucleotide messenger RNA. RefSeq names its product dihydropyrimidine dehydrogenase [NADP(+)] (gene su(r)). Bases 109 to 3198 code for a protein of 1029 amino acids. Lineage: Eukaryota; Metazoa; Arthropoda; Insecta; Lepidoptera; Papilionidae. The transcript is spliced from 22 exons. Gene Ontology annotation, cellular component: cytosol; cytoplasm. Gene Ontology annotation, molecular function: NADP binding; uracil binding; dihydropyrimidine dehydrogenase (NADP+) activity. The record is from RefSeq and is a predicted model, not a curated record. Gene Ontology annotation, biological process: uracil catabolic process; 'de novo' pyrimidine nucleobase biosynthetic process; thymine catabolic process.
UCAAUUUAGUCGUUUUGUGGCGCUGCCAGUGAGCAGUCCACUGCUUCGAUAGGCAAUAAACGUAUUUUAAAAACAUUUUGAGGUUAUAAAAAGUUUCAAAUUAAAAUCAUGGCUAAAGUGUUAAGUCGAGAAUUACCGGAUAUUGAGAAUUUGCUAAGACUUAAUCCUACCGUGAAGCCCUACACCAACCUCGUGCCAUCAGCUCAGACCAAGAAGAACAAACAGCAUUGGAAAAGAAAUGCUGAUCGAAAAUGCACGUCAUGUCCGUCGUUGGAGAACAACUUCGACGAUAUCAAGCACACGACGCUGUCGGAGCGCGGAGCGUUGCGCGAGGCGGCGCGCUGCCUCAAGUGUGCAGAUGCGCCUUGCCAGAAGUCAUGCCCUACGCAGAUAGAUGUGAAGAGCUUCAUUACUAGCAUCGCUAAUAGGAACUACUACGGGGCGGCAAAAGCCAUUCUAUCGGACAAUCCGUUGGGGCUGACGUGCGGCAUGGUGUGCCCAACAAGCGAUCUCUGUGUGGGCGGAUGCAACCUUCACGCCAGUGAGGAGGGAGCCAUCAAUAUUGGCGGCUUGCAACACUUCGCUGUUGAAAUUUUUAUGCGGAUGGGUAUACGCCAGACAUUGGACCCUAAGACCAAGCCUUUGCCAAAGGGCGGUGACCAUAAAAUAGCACUGAUUGGAGGCGGUCCAGCUAGUAUCAGCUGCGCUUGCUUUCUGGCUAGAUUGGGUUACAAGAACAUUACUGUUUAUGAGAAAGAGAAAUAUUUAGGAGGAUUAAGUUCAUCGGAAAUACCUCAAUACCGUCUGCCAUACGAUGUGGUGCAAUACGAAGUGAGCCUCGUCGAGGACUUAGGUGUGAAGUUCGUGACAGGAAGAAAACUUGCCACAGAUGAUAUUACUGUAGAUGGACUUUUAGAAAGUGGCCAUGAUGCGGUAUUCCUUGGCAUCGGCUUGCCCGAGCCGACAACUGUUCCCAUAUUCAAAGGCCUUACGCAAGACAUGGGAUUUUAUACAAGCAAGGACUUUUUGCCCUUAGUUUCGAAAGGCAGCAAGAAAGGUAUGUGUGCGUGUAAGAACACAUUACCGCAGUUACACGGUGUGGUGGUAGUGCUGGGUGCGGGAGACACAGCUUUCGAUUGCGCUACGUCGGCGCUGCGUUGCGGCGCACGAAGAGUCUUUGUAGCCUUCCGUAAAGGAUUUUCUAACAUACGCGCUGUGCCUGAAGAGGUCGACUUGGCAAAAGAAGAGAAAUGCGAAUUUAUGCCAUUCAUGUCUCCUCAAGAAGUAAUAGUUAAAGAUGGAAAGAUCACAGGUUUAAAGAUGUGUCGCACGGAACAGCUCGAAAAUAGAGACUGGAUAGAAGACAAAGAUCAGAUUAUACAGUUGAAGACUAACUUCAUUAUAUCUGCAUUCGGCUCUGGCCUUUACGAGACUGAUGUGAAAGAUGCUAUGUCUGGCGUGAAACUGAACCGUUGGGGGUUACCAGAAGUUGACAGUACCACAAUGCAGAGCGUCAGCAAUGCGAAGGUUUUUAUUGGCGGCGAUCUCGCCGGUGUGGCAGAGACAACUGUUGAAUCUGUUAAUGAUGGCAAGACCGCCGCUUGGUAUAUGCAUUGUUAUUUACAGGGUAUUCCAUUCGAUUCUCCAGUCGAACUACCAAAGUUUCACUGUCCUAUCGAUGACGUGGAUCUGUCAGUGGAAGUCUGCGGCAUAAAGUUUGAGAACCCGUUCGGUCUGGCUAGUGCACCACCCACCACCAGCUCCGCGAUGAUCCGCCGCGCCUUCCAGCAGGGCUGGGGCUUCGCCGUCACUAAGACUUUCGGACUUGAUAAGGAUCUGGUGACCAAUGUAUCCCCGCGUAUAGUCCGCGGUGUGACCUCGGGCGAGAACUACGGCCCUGGCCAGGGCUCCUUCCUCAACAUUGAACUCAUCUCUGAGAAGUGCGAAGCUUACUGGUGUCAGAGUAUUGCAGAACUCAAGAGGGAUUUCCCCAAUAAAAUAGUGAUAGCGUCCAUAAUGUGUUCGUAUAACGAACAAGACUGGACGGAACUGUCUCGCAAAGCGGAGGCUGCGGGCUCAGAUGCUCUGGAGCUCAAUCUCUCCUGCCCUCAUGGCAUGGGGGAGUCGGGCAUGGGGCUGGCUUGCGGACAGGAUCCAGUUCUUGUGAAAGGAAUAUCUCAAUGGGUCAGGAAGGCUAUUAAGAUACCUUUCUUCAUCAAAUUGACGCCAAACAUCACGGAUAUAGUGAGCAUUGCUAUGGCCGCAUAUGAAGGUGGUGCCAAUGGAGUUUCAGCAAUUAACACCGUGUCUGGACUAAUGUCUGUUACCGCUAACGCUACGCCAUGGCCGGCUGUGGGUAAUACAAAAUCGACGACAUACGGCGGUGUGUCGGGCAAUGCGACGCGGCCUAUGGGCUUGCGCGCUGUGUCAGCUAUCGCCAACAAGCUGCCCGGGUUCCCUAUACUGGGUAUUGGGGGGAUAGACUCCGCUGAUUCCGCUUUCCAAUUCAUACUGUGUGGAGCUCCCGUUGUCCAGAUAUGCAGUGCAGUUCAGAACCAAGAUUUCACAGUAGUAGAUGACUAUAUAACCGGUCUCAAAGCCUUGCUGUAUCUACGCUCGCUAGGUUUGGAUGGAUGGACAGGCCAGUCUCCGCCCACCAACAAACAUCAGAAAGGGAAGCCUGUGCAGACGUUGAUGGAUGAAGGAAAAGUACUGGGUCAUUUUGGACCUUAUAAAAAGAAGCGAGAGGAAUUACUAAAGACUAUUCGUCAAAAAUCAGACUUGAUUAAUGGAGAUGAGAACAAUUGUUAUUCGAAAUACGGUACAAACGGUACAUCGCAAAAUUAUGCAGUACCAAAAAUAAAAGAUGUCUUAGGCGAAGCCUUACCCAGGAUCGGUCCAUACAAGAAACUGGAUAAUACCAAACAAGUUGUCGCACUUAUUGAUGAUGAUAUGUGUAUCAAUUGUGGAAAAUGUUAUAUGGCGUGUGCGGACUCUGGAUAUCAAGCUAUUGAAUUUGAUCCAGAGUCUCACAUUCCCCAUGUGACAGACGACUGCACUGGCUGUACUUUGUGUCUCUCUGUCUGCCCCAUUAUCGACUGCAUUACAAUGGUGCCGAAAAAUAUUCCACACAUAAUCAAAAGAGGGGUCGGCUACCAGGUUCACCCAGUGACACCAUUAGAUGCCGUGUGCCAAUAAGGAAUUGUAAACAAACGAAGCAAUAAAAAAUUG